UUGCAGGUUUGCAGUCACCGGAUAGGGCGCGGGUGGGAGAAAGUCCCUCAAUGGCUCAGCCUGUCGAUCCAUUUGCAAAGUGGCGCUUGCUGACAACACCUUCAGAGCAGUUCAAAGACUGCACACCGUCAGGGAGUGAGUUGCGCUUUUCCUUCUUCCUCAAGGAGGUGCUCCGACAUCCACUGAGCUUCGAAGAUUUUAUUGAUUUCCGUCGUAGCAACAGCUUCCUUCGAGAAAAUACCAGCAAGAAGUCUCACGGAUUUGAUGCAGCUGCCUUUCGCACCGACUUCGCAUCCCAGCUUGAGAACCAGGUCGACUGCAACAGCCCUUUGGCAACGAUCGGGGACAACAAGAAUCGUGCGACUUCCUGCAUCAGAAACAUCCCCGAUACAGCGAGGAGAUGGCAUGUCGCGCAGCUUGCAGCAUCCGGACUUGUUAUGCCGUUGUGGUAAGCCUGUGAACGAAGAUUUGUAGGCCAUGAGGCCAUGCCCACGGCCUGAGAACCGCAGUACUGUCGCAUUCGAACGAUCUUUUUUGCCUGAUUGUUCUUUGUAAUGUUGGUUAUAUAGUUGGUUGUCAUUUUGAUGGCUACAAAGCUUUGGAAGAUGAUGGAUUAUGAUGGAUUCAGUAGACCAUGAGUUUGGCCACCAUAGCUACAAAGAUGACGUUCUGGAUUCGUUGACGGGGAGCAGGCCAUGGGCGUGAGAAGAUGAUUCAGCAAACACUAGUAGCUUCUUGCUCCUAGUAGCGAUGGCCUCCAACCUACUUGCGAUGGCCUCCACCUAAUAGCGUCCUUGCUACGAGUAUGUUUCUAAUAUAAAUCAUAUCAAGAAAUUUAACACAUUAAACCUUUUUGUUCUUGCACGCACGGACCCGAAGAGAAUUCCAUGAAAUCACAUGUUCCAGGCAACAGAUUUGACCCGCACGACCUAUCGCCUUUAUGCAUGUUAGCUUCCACAGUAUUGCAGAGCGUACCUUGACCUCAUUCGUCAAAACAGAUCGCCAACACUAUUUCGGUUUUCGGGCCGAUUGGUUGCUUGUGAGCUUGAGAAGGUUCAGGACAUGGCCGCCACAGGAAGUGGAACCCUGAAGAGAACACUUUUGAUUGCUUUCGGCAACUUAGAAGCAUGCCUUUCCUUUGGUCCGAUUGUCAGGGCUAGAGUCUAGAGUCAAGAGUCGGCAAAUGUUGCAAACCCCAUCCUCGGACCUUUGACCAGCUCUUUGCGUCUCCGUCUCAGCCGGAGUGUUUACACAUGUGCAGCCAGUUACCUUGCAAGAGCUGCAAGGUCUGGAACUGUUUGGAACUGGGGUAAGAGUGACCCGAUGCGUCAGCGCCCAUGGUUCCUCUUCACCAGCUGCGCCUCAGCCGGAGCGUGUACAAAACUGUACACGUUUCAGCCGGUUCCCAAUGUGGCCUGAUGCGGUUUGGAGUGAUCCGAGGGGCCUGACCAGAUGCGUCAGGUUCCAAACUUCAGGUUCUCCUUCUGCGGAUGGGAGAGAAGCGCGGUGGCUUUAACCUGGAGUUCCCAGGCCCAGCUUGACAAGUCCCUGCCAGCCCUGAGAGCAAAAUGUGUGCAAUGGAAGAAUCACGCGUAAGUUGGUUGGAGGACAGCUUUCUUCACACGAUGAGGACCGGGUUAUUAAGUUAUUCACCGUGUUCGCUGGAUGGUGUUAUUGUUUGUAUGGCAUGUAGUUUUGGCUUGAUGUGGCAACUGAUUUGUUGAUGACAGCACUUGCUGAGGAACAUGCAGAAUACAAUAAUUAAUUGUAAUGUUUUUGGCAGGUCCAGGGUGGGACAGCAUGCCAGCAAAUGGAAUGAGCGGCAAGGAACACAUAUGAAC
Durusdinium trenchii is the source of this 1841-nucleotide messenger RNA. NCBI's taxonomy places the organism in Eukaryota, Dinophyceae, Suessiales, Symbiodiniaceae. The record is from the annotation of a GenBank genome assembly.